UGGGCCGGCCCGCCCCCUCGGAUGGCGUUCCGCGGGGUAGACAGGGACCCUGCCGGCCCACGCGGGGAGGCCAUGUAGAGGGCCGCAUCGGAGGCACUCGCUGACGCUCGGGCACCAUGGACGACGCCGCGGUCCUCAAACGACGGGGCUACAUCAUGGGCAUCAACCUGGGGGAGGGCUCCUACGCCAAAGUGAAAUCCGCCUAUUCCGAGCGGCUCAAGUUCAACGUGGCGGUCAAGAUCAUCGACCGCAGGAAAGCCCCCACCGACUUCCUGGAGAAAUUCCUGCCCCGGGAGAUCGAGAUCCUGGCCAUGCUUAACCACCGCUCCAUCAUCAAGACCUACGAGAUCUUCGAGACGUCAGAUGGCAAGGUCUACAUCGUCAUGGAGCUGGGCGUGCAGGGCGACCUGCUGGAGUUCAUCAAGGGCCGCGGGGCCCUGCACGAGGAUGACGCCCGCAAGAAGUUCCAGCAGCUCUCGUCGGCCAUCAAGUACUGCCACGACCUGGACGUGGUCCACCGCGACCUCAAGUGCGAGAACCUCCUCCUCGACAAGGACUUCAACGUCAAGCUCUCCGACUUCGGCUUCUCCAAGCGCUGCCACCGCGACGACUCCGGGAAGCUCUUGCUCAGCAAGACUUUCUGCGGGUCGGCGGCCUACGCGGCGCCCGAGGUGCUGCAGGGCAUCCCCUACCAGCCCAAGGUGUACGACAUCUGGAGCCUGGGCGUCAUCCUGUACAUCAUGGUCUGCGGGUCCAUGCCCUACGACGACUCCAACAUCAAGCGCAUGCUGCGCGUCCAGAAGGAGCACCGGGUCCACUUCCCGCGAUCCAAGCACCUGACCAGCGAGUGCAAGGACCUCAUCUACCGCAUGCUGCAGCCCGACGUGCACCGGCGGCUGCGCAUCGACGACAUCCUCGGCCACUGCUGGCUGCAGCCCGUGCAGCCCGCCAGGACCGCCACCCUGUCUGCCACGGCCCUGCCCAAGGACGGCGAGACCUCCCGGGGCCAACUGGACCAGCUCCGGCUGCCGGAAGUCAACACGCAUAAGUCCCCGAGCAAGCUGGACAACACGGUGGGGUCAGCGACCACGGACCAAGAGAGAGCCGCUCGGGCGGCGACGCCGAGCCGGGAGAUGACGGCCCGAGAGGUGGAGGCGGCUCAUGAGACGGCGGCCCAAGAGACCAGGGUUCGGGAGGCGGUGGCGGUGGCAGUGGUGGCGGCAGCCGGGCCUUUGGAGAUUCCGGGAUCCCACGAUCAAUGGUCCGAGACGCCCAAGAAGAGCAGCCACUCCACGCCCAGGCAGGUGCCCGAAGACCCCCGGGAGCCCAGGGACCCGCCGCCGGCCCCGGGCCCCUGAGCCCCCGAGCAGAGCCGGGCCGGCCCCGCCCUGCCGGACCAACCCCUCCCUGCCCUCCCGGACCAGCCCCUGCGGGUGGCGUGGGAGUUCAGGGUCCGUGAAUCACAGCUAUUUUUGUUCCCCCUUUCUCGCGUCCCUCCCUUCCCCUCGGGUGAGAGCCUAUGACCGAACAAUAAAGCAGGAACUCACAGAG
Molecule: messenger RNA, 1551 nt
Organism: Ornithorhynchus anatinus (platypus)
Lineage: Eukaryota; Metazoa; Chordata; Mammalia; Monotremata; Ornithorhynchidae
Product: testis-specific serine/threonine-protein kinase 1-like
Exons: 1
Coding region: 117-1358 (413 amino acids)
Biological process (GO): microtubule cytoskeleton organization; protein phosphorylation; intracellular signal transduction
Cellular component (GO): cytoplasm
Molecular function (GO): ATP binding; protein serine/threonine kinase activity; tau-protein kinase activity
Source: RefSeq, a predicted model, not a curated record